UUCAACCUAGCGGAGCACGCUCCAUCGGCCUGCCUGCAAGAGGCUGGGCCCGCCUCCUCGCCCCUCUUCCUCUUCACGCUGGCUCCACCUCACGCGCUCUUCCUCUCCCCCCCUCCUCCUCCUCCCCCUUCCCCGCUCUCGCGCUCCUUCUCCCCUUGCUCCCCCCACCCGCCGCCCUGUCAGUGUGGUGGCUGCGCUGGGAAACAUGGCGUCGGAGGGGAUGAUUUUAACGAACCACGACCACCAAAUCCGCGUAGGGGUCCUCACAGUGAGUGACAGCUGCUUUAGGAAUCUUGCAGAGGAUCGUAGUGGGAUAAACCUUAAAGACCUCGUCCAAGAUCCUUCUUUGUUGGGUGGCACUAUAUCAGCAUACAAAAUAGUUCCUGAUGAAAUAGAAGAAAUUAAGGAGACGCUGAUAGACUGGUGUGAUGAAAAGGAACUUAACUUGAUUUUAACAACUGGAGGAACAGGUUUCGCACCAAGGGAUGUCACACCAGAGAAAUUCCCAACAUUCCCAUUUUGUGGGCUCCAGAGAGGGGCCACUAAAGAAGUAAUAGAACGGGAGGCCCCAGGGAUGGCCUUGGCAAUGCUGAUGGGAUCACUUAAUGUUACACCUCUGGGCAUGCUUUCUAGGCCUGUAUGUGGAAUCAGAGGGAAAACUCUUAUAAUUAACCUUCCAGGUAGCAAGAAAGGGUCACAGGAAUGCUUUCAGUUUAUACUGCCAGCCCUACCUCAUGCCAUUGACCUUUUGCGAGAUGCCAUUGUAAAAGUAAAAGAGGUGCAUGAUGAACUUGAAGAUCUACCUUCACCACCACCACCUCUUUCUCCUCCUCCAACCAUCAGCCCACACAAGCAGACAGAAGACAAAGGUGUACAGUGUGAGGAAGAGGAGGAAGAGAAAAAAGAUAGUGGAGUUGCUUCAACAGAGGAUAGCUCCUCCUCACAUAUAACUGCUGCAGCCAUUGCAGCUAAGAAGCAUCCAUCCUACACCAGUUAUGCUGCUAUCAUGGCAAAAGGUGAACAUCCCAUCCCUGGUCUCAUCUGUUAUUCCCAUCAUGCAGCAGACAGUGCAGGAGAACCGAUUCCAGAUUCCAUCAUAUCUCGUGGUGUUCAAGUGCUUCCACGAGACACAGCCUCACUCAGCACCACCCCUUCUGAAUCUCCUCGUGCCCAGGCCACAUCUCGCCUCUCCACUGCUUCCUGCCCAACACCAAAAGUCCAAUCCAGGUGCAGCAGUAAGGAGAACAUCCUCAGAGCCAGUCAUAGUGCUGUAGACAUUACGAAAGUGGCAAGAAGACAUCGUAUGUCUCCAUUUCCAUUAACAUCUAUGGACAAAGCCUUCAUCACUGUACUGGAAAUGACCCCAGUGCUUGGAACAGAAAUAAUCAAUUAUCGAGAUGGAAUGGGCAGAGUCCUCGCCCAAGAUGUUUAUGCAAAAGACAACCUACCACCCUUUCCAGCUUCAGUAAAAGAUGGUUAUGCCGUCAGAGCUGCUGAUGGACCUGGGGAUCGUUUCAUCAUUGGGGAAUCCCAAGCUGGUGAGCAAUUGAUAUUGAGUGAUAUUUUUCAGCCGACUCAGACUGUGAUGCCUGGUCAGGUAAUGCGAGUUACAACUGGUGCUCCAAUACCCUGUGGUGCUGACGCUGUGGUACAAGUGGAAGAUACAGAACUCAUCAGGGAAUCAGAUGAUGGCACUGAAGAACUCGAGGUGCGUAUUCUGGUGCAGGCUCGACCCGGCCAAGAUAUCAGACCUAUAGGACAUGACAUUAAAAGAGGUGAAUGUGUGUUGGCCAAGGGAACACACAUGGGUCCCUCAGAAAUAGGUCUCCUAGCGACUGUUGGGGUAACAGAAGUUGAAGUUAAUAAAUUUCCAGUGGUUGCAGUCAUGUCCACGGGGAAUGAGCUACUGAAUCCUGAAGAUGAUUUGUUACCAGGAAAGAUUAGAGACAGUAAUCGCUCAACCCUUCUAGCAACAAUUCAAGAGCAUGGGUACCCAACAAUCAACCUUGGAAUUGUGGGAGAUAACCCAGAUGAUUUACUUAAUGCCUUGAAUGAAGGAAUCAGUCGUGCUGAUGUCAUCAUCACAUCAGGGGGUGUGUCCAUGGGGGAAAAGGACUAUCUUAAGCAGGUGCUGGACAUUGAUCUUCAUGCUCAGAUUCACUUUGGCAGGGUUUUCAUGAAACCAGGCUUGCCAACAACCUUUGCAACUUUGGAUAUUGAUGGUAUAAGAAAAAUUAUCUUUGCACUCCCAGGGAAUCCUGUGUCAGCUGUUGUUACCUGCAAUCUCUUUGUUGUCCCAGCUCUGAGGAAAAUGCAGGGAAUCCUGGACCCUCGGCCCACUAUUAUAAAAGCCAGGUUAUCAUGUGAUGUGAAAUUGGACCCUCGUCCAGAAUACCAUCGGUGCAUACUGACUUGGCAUCACCAAGAACCACUGCCUUGGGCACAAAGUACAGGGAAUCAGAUGAGCAGUCGUCUGAUGAGUAUGCGCAGUGCCAAUGGACUGUUGAUGCUACCUCCAAAGACAGAGCAGUAUGUGGAACUUCGUAAGGGAGAGGUGGUUGACGUCAUGGUCAUUGGAAGGCUAUGAUGUCAUCAGCAAGAGAAGUUUUGAUGCAUGUCCACAUAUCAUUGACUGUAUCCUGUAAUAUGCAACGGCACAGCUAGUUUUUCUGAUUUGGAUAAAAGUUGAUCAGUAUAGUCAACACCUUGAAUUAUAUUUCAAAUGGAUUUAAAUAAAUACCUUUUAAAAAAAACUUUAAAAACAAAUCUUAAAAGAAAUCUAUUCUGAUUAUAUCAAAGCAACUUUUUCCUUUCUUGCAAUUGCUUUGUGUGUUCAAUGCUAGUUCUGAUAGCAGUAGCUUUUAGUAGACAGCGGUAGGUGCCUGCAGAACUUGUGUUUUUUCUCAUCUUUAAGAUACAACUACUUAUGCUCUUAAAACAAGGCUGUCUGCUUAUUUAUACUAGCGUAGACAACACUUGGAUUUCCCUUAUUAGUAUGCUUCAUAACUGCUUCACAGAGAGCUUCUGCUUGUUCUUUAUCUUGUAUCUCGUGUUGAUGUGCACUGUGCCAAAAGCAGAGUGGCUGCAUUGGGAACCCGAUCAAGCCCCGAGGUUUUCCCCCCUUGCUGCGCGUUCAGGGAUAUCUGUCAUCCCAGCAGCCACCCAGCUCAGUACUCUUGGGCAGUAACUGGAUACCUUUUGUUUAAACAAACAACAAAAAUUGCUUCCUUAAGUGCUGACAGCCUUUUUAACCAAUACAUUUAAAAAUGUACAGAAUUAAAAUCUAAAAAAAUCAAAGACUGAUCUUGUACAGAUAUUAGUGUUACCAGCAUUCGUGUGCAAAUUAAAUGAGCAAAGAGAUAAAACUAAUGUUAAACAACUCUGUACCAUAACAUUUUCUGUAAUGAUACUGAAACUUAAAUGAAUAAAAAAAAUUCCUUGAUCAUUAUUUAAAA
Molecule: messenger RNA, 3455 nt
Organism: Sphaerodactylus townsendi
Lineage: Eukaryota; Metazoa; Chordata; Lepidosauria; Squamata; Sphaerodactylidae
Gene: GPHN
Product: gephyrin
Exons: 24
Coding region: 206-2587 (793 amino acids)
Biological process (GO): establishment of synaptic specificity at neuromuscular junction; gamma-aminobutyric acid receptor clustering; postsynaptic neurotransmitter receptor diffusion trapping
Cellular component (GO): postsynaptic membrane; postsynaptic specialization; cytoplasm
Molecular function (GO): molybdopterin molybdotransferase activity
Source: RefSeq, a predicted model, not a curated record